Micropterus salmoides (largemouth bass) is the source of this 2740-nucleotide messenger RNA. Its product is annotated as nuclear factor 7, brain-like. Gene Ontology annotation, molecular function: protein binding; zinc ion binding. The transcript has a single exon. NCBI's taxonomy places the organism in Eukaryota, Metazoa, Chordata, Actinopteri, Centrarchiformes, Centrarchidae. The coding region runs from base 451 to 1896 and encodes 481 amino acids. The record is from RefSeq and is a predicted model, not a curated record.
GAGCUCCGUCACAAUCUACUAACAAGACAGGAUUAUCUGGACAUUUUACUGUUACUGCAGAUGGAAAAAUAAGAGCCAAUCCUGUGUGUUCAUACUCUGAAGAGACUCCGCCCCUCACCUGACUCACCUGAGACAAACCAGGAAACAGGUUGUUAUUCUGCCUCACUGAGACGAGACACACUGAGAGUCAGACGGUAAGACUCCCCUUCAGACCAGAACCAGCACUUCCACUGAGAGAGGACAACUACAGGAGGGAUACUGGGAAUACUGGGAACACUGGGAAUACGAGCACUUCAACCUGCUGCUGAAUCCACAAACUGAACAAGAGUUUGACGAGAACAAAGACUCAAAGUGAAGGUAACUUUCAGGGCCGUUACUGAAGGAGGGAGUGGCUGACUGUUUCCUGUCUGAGCGUCUGCUGCUGUGACUUCAGCUUCACUCAGAGACUAAAUGGCUUCCAGAUUAGAGGAAGAUCUCUGCUGUCCUGUCUGCCAGGACAUCUUUAAAGAUCCUGUCAUCCUGUCAUGUUGCCACAGCUUCUGUAAAGGCUGUCUGCAGAGCUGGUGGACAGAGAGAGGAAGUCGGGACUGUCCAGUUUGUAAGAGGAGACAUUCAAAGAGCUUCAUGCCUCCUAAUCUGGCUUUAAAGAGCCUGUGUGAGAGUUUCCUACAGGAGAGAGAUCAGAGAGCUUCAGAGGCUCUCUGCAGUCUGCACUCUGAGAAACUCAAACUCUUCUGUCUGGACCAUCAGCAGCCAGUGUGUCACAUCUGCAGAGACUCAGAAAAACACAGCAACCACAGAUUCAGACCCGUCGAUGAAGCUGCACGACAACACAAGAAGGAACUUCAGGAAACUCUGGAGGCCUUAAAGGAGAAGUUAAAGGUUUGUGAACGAGUUAAAGUGGAGUUUGAUCAAACAGCAGAACACAUGAAGGUCCAGGCCCGACACACAGAGAGGCAGAUUAAGGAGCAGUUUAAGAAGCUUCAGCAGUUUCUAGAGGAGGAAGAGGAGGCCAGGAUGGCUGCACUGAGGGAGGAAGAGGAGCAGAAGAGUCAGAUGAUGAAGGAGAAGAUGGAGGCUCUGAGCAGAGAGAUAGCAGCUCUUUCAGACACAGUCAGAGCCACAGAGGAGGAGCUGAGAGCUGAAGACGUCUCAUUCCUGCUCAACUACAAGGCUGCAGUGGAAAGAGUCCAGCAGCGCCCCCUGCUGGAUGAUCCACAGCUGCCCUCAGGAGCUCUGAUAGACCAGGCCAAACACCUGGGCAACCUGACCUUCAACAUCUGGAACAAGAUGAAGGACAUGGUCUCCUACUCUCCUCUCAUUCUGGACCCAAACACUGCUGAUCCAGAACUGAUCCUGUCUGAAGAUCUGACCAGUGUGAGACGAGGAGAGAAACAGCAGCUUCCUGACAAUCCAGAGAGGAUUGAUAGUUACCUCUCUGUCCUGGGCUCUGAGGGCUUUAACUCAGGGACUCACAGCUGGGAUGUCGAGGUUGGAGACAGAACAUACUGGUUACUGGGUGUGUUAGCAGAGUCUGUCCAGAGGAAGCGAGUCAUACAGUCUGGAUUAUGGACAAUAAGGUUCUUUAUAGGUAAAUACUUUGCAAAGUCACCAUCAGCUCAACUCACUGAUCUCAGUGUGCAGAAGAAGCUCCAGAGGAUCAGAGUGACUCUGGACUGGAACAGAGGAAAGCUGUCGUUCUCUGAUCCUGAUACUAACACACACAUACACACCUUCACACACACUUUCACUGACAGGAUGUUUCCAUAUAUUGGCACUUUGGAUGAACUCCCACUGAAGGUUUUACCAGCGAAGGUCUGUGUGACUGUAGAAGAUGCUGCUGCUGCUGCUACUGAUGAUGAUGAAGAUGAAGAAGAUGAUGAUGGUGAUGACUAAAUGUAGUUUUCAUUGUGUUGUUUCUGCUGAUGUGUUUAACAUGAAGUUGUCAUAUCUGAUCUGACAGAGAACCAGUGAAUUAAAGACUUCCUGAGUUUUAAGGAUGUAAAUAAUGAGAGUUUAUCAAACUGCUGUAAAUUUAGUGAAAGUAAAGUCGUCUUUCAAUAAAACCCUGUGGAGCAGAUUUCCUCAGAAACCUGUGGUACAGCUGAUGUCUCCAGAGAACACAGUUUGGUCCUAAAUAAUCCCACAUGUUCAUCAUUUUCCUCCCUAAGAAUCAGAUUCAGUAACAGCUGCACAGUUAUCAGUUUAUCAGAUAACUGAUAUGUUGCAGCACUUUGGAUAUUUUUACAGAGCGACUGUCUGAUGAUCCUUUCUUUUCUUUUCCCGUCAGAACAGCUGACUUUAACAAACUGUGUCUCCGGCUCCGAGUCUGUGUGAUCAAUAAGUAGAAUGUAGAAACAGCAGGUGUGUUCGGGGCAGCAUGCGUCGCUGUGCGGCCCUCAGAGGGUAAAAACUCACCUGCUUGUUGAGACUCUUCUUUGGAUCAAUUCUCAUUAACAACGUUGAGCUGCGAUGCCAUUAAAGAGGUGAUAUUCUGCUCAUUUUCACGUUCAUAAUCCUAUUUAGAGGUUGUACCAGAACACGUUUACAUCAUUAUAUUUUUGUGAUACUGCACAUUGCUGCAGCUCCUCUUUUCAGCCUGUGUUGAAGGCUUCGUUUUAGCUGUGGAGUGAUACAUCUUGUCUCUAAAUGAUCUUUGCAUAUUUUAACUGUUUUGAUGCUUUUUCAUUCUUUAAACCAAAUAAAGUUUUAAUGUAAUGCUUAAUUUCUAUCUUAAAAA